Molecule: messenger RNA, 3903 nt
Organism: Ruditapes philippinarum (Manila clam)
Lineage: Eukaryota; Metazoa; Mollusca; Bivalvia; Venerida; Veneridae
Exons: 2
Coding region: 773-2731 (652 amino acids)
Source: RefSeq, a predicted model, not a curated record
AACGUUUUUAUUGCAAACACAUUACUCAGUUUCAGUGGGGAUUUUUGAAGAGCAGAAAUUUAAAUUCCUCUUUAGUAAUAUAAUAUUUUAGGAAAACGAAUUAUUUUGACGGUAUAGCAUAUAUGGAAUGGUAUAAAAGGAGGAUAAAGGAAGAUUUUGUAUAGACAUUGUUGAAGUCAAAACGAUAUUUAACAUUUCACACAGCGAACCAGGAUUUCCAGUAACAUAUCUAUAAUGGGAUAUAAUAUUCAUAUAUAUCUAGUUCUUAUUCUCGUAACAAUGCUUUAUAAGUGCUCGGGGCUUAUACAAUCUUAAAAGACAAUUAUUAAAGGCCACAGAUAGGAACGAAGUACCUGUAAAGGAUAUCCCGUAUGCAGCAGAGCAUUCCACUUUUCAAAAAGAAGAUUAUGGAGAAGAAACUAAUAACUGUAAGUUGAUAAUUCAAGAUCGGUCUGAAAAGUUGUUUACACACGAGAUUCUGAAACACAGAUAUAACUUUGUUCAUCUCAAGUUGAAUUUUAUAAAUUUUGAUAUUAAUGAAACAAACGAAGUGAUCACCAAGGAUGAUUGGAUUUGGACAUACAAAGGUGAAAAUGGUGCACAUCAAUAUCUCUACCUUCCAGGUGAUUUCGGUUAUCUUUCAUUUGGAUUACUGUGGUCUUAUACCCGCCGGAAAAGUAUACCAAUUUACAUAAAUAAGACCGGUGAAUGCGGCGAACUUAGAAUUGGAAGAAAUAGAACAGACAGCCUGAUCGGCAAUGCAUUUGGGGAAAUGACUUCAAAUAUUGCUAAAAUGAACGAUAAUUAUAACUCUAGUUACUGGUGUUAUAACACACGUGUCUGGUUACGUGAAUGGUACAUUUAUUAUGGUUGCGAGAAUUCAGUCUGCACAUUUCAAACAUUUGAAUACCGUUGCUGCAAAUAUUAUAUUGAUUUCAUAACAAGGGAUCGGAAGAUUCAAUGUGGAAAAGAGCACUAUGAGUUCGGAGCACUAUGGUGGAUGCUACCGAUUAUCAUAGGGGAAACUUGUUUUGCAUUUUGUCCCCUAUUGUUGACAAAAAUGGGCAUGAAAGUAAAGAAAAUAUCAAAUGGAAUAAAAAAGAACAAAAACGCAUUACACGUGCGAAGCAUGACAACAUUUGCAGAAAGCGACGAGUGUUCCAAUGAAACGCAAUGCAAAGGCAAUGUCAAAUAUCAGUAUAUAUCAACUAAAAAUUCAAAUCCUAUAACUUUCCUCUCAACUAUUUGCUAUCCUUUGCACGGGUUUGACCUAAGUGGCCCCAUUGUUUCUCGCCUUCUUCGGCUAUGGAUUAUCAUUCUUCCAAUGUCACUUUCAACAAUACGUGUUACAGUUGAUUACAUUUAUGCUAAAGAUCUUGUGGCAGAUGCAGUAAAGAAAGGAGCUCUUGUAGGCUUUAGUUCCAUAAUUGCUGGUCCAAGUGUGGCAAGAGAACGGUUCUUAUAUAUAUUCAAUGGUCCAGUCACUGCGCUAAGCAUCUAUAUUGUUUUUGGAUGUAUUCUGAUUGUGUUUCCUAGAGAUCUUGAAAAGUUUCUAAAUGCAGGAUUCCAUGAAACGCGGGGAAUGGAACUGUUUUUGUGUAAAAUACCACUAAUGUUAAAGGAAAAGUGGUCAGGCCUAUCAAUCCAACAAACUCAAGGCUAUCACAAAAUACACAAACUUUUUCUCGCUCAGAUAUUUAUGCUGUUGCACUGUGGCUUUUGGAAAUAUUCUUUUAAUUUGUUUUACAUCAGAUGGAAGCAGUUUGUGUUUCCAGCAAUGACCCGGAAAUUCAAGAGUAGUUUUAUUGCUUCAGUAGCAAGCGCUCCUAUUCUUCCCUUGUAUAUUGUAUUUAGCACUUUAGAACUAUGCUUUUCAGUCUUAUACUUCCUACUUCCGGUUGUAAACUGCUCAGUUUCUUUGCUGAAAGCAUUUCUGAUCCAUUAUUUCAAAUUCUUUAACGACAGAGAGCCUUUCGUGAAAUGCCUUCGUUAUGUAUUGUUUUUACCUUUGGUUGUUUUAUUUAUCAUAUCUUGGUAUAUGUAUUGCCUUCUUUUCUUUGAUGGAAUGUGGUUUCUAUCAAAGAUUCUUAUGUUUACGUACAGUGGCAUCAUAGCUUACCCUAGGAUAUCUUACGGAUACCUGAUUCUUGUAUUCAUGGCCAUUUACUACUUAACAGAAAGCUUAAAUACGUUCGGUGAAAACUAUCGACAACUUUUUAAACUCUGUAUAGAAGUAUGCGAACGCUAUCAAUCAAGGCAUCACGAUGAUUCGGACGUAGAUAGCAAUGUGUGUUAUGAUAUCCGAAAUAAAUACGGUAUAAAAAGGGAACUUUUCUAUAUGGUCGUGGACACGCAUUUACCGAGGAGAAAUCAAGCAUUGAUAACCGUUUUGAAAUUCACAUCUGUUGUUACAAUACUGACAAUAUCAGUAGAAUUAUUGAUUACCUUCAACAAAUUUCAAGACCUUUCACUUGUUUCACACGUGUUCACAGUUUUAUUCAUUUGCGCAUUACCGAAAAUUCUAAGAAUGAUGUGCGUGGAUAACUAUAGAAACCAUGCACGCAAGAGGAAGUUGCGCCAAGGUAUAUUGCGCACGGUCUCUGAUUACGUAAGAAAAAGAAGUAAAGAGGCAGAAGAUAGUGAUUCUGAUGAAGAUAUCAUUGACUAUCUAAGAUCGCGAGAGCAUGACACCGUUAUAGACAAUAUAGACGGUGAAUAUUGUGUCAUAUAAUUACCGGUUUAAGGUUUACUUUGUAUUGCAUGAUCAUUAAUUGUAUUAAUGCAGUUUAAUAUUCUUGUGAUUAAUUUUGCCGCAUUGAAUCAUAACAUUGACACGAGUCCUUAAAUCUGUGUUCACAUACUUCAAAAAUAUUUAAUUAUUUUAAUGUGAAAUAAAAAGUCAGUAUGGUUGUUCAAUAUUAUAAGGAUAUGAUAUAAAAAUAUGUUUAAUCGAAGCAAAUGAAUAGAUAAAUGACUAGAACAAUCCAGAUGGACCUGCACGUGAGCUUUACUUUUGAAAAUGCAAGAUACUAACUUACCAUUCACACUUAAUCAAAUGUUCAGGAGACACAAACACACCAUAUGUUAUUUUGUUGUUGUUGUCUUUUAUACACAGUAUAUUCAUUUUAAUGAUAUGAUUGUGCUGUCAUUAAACACGCAGUUACAACUUAAGAACGGUAGAAAUAUAUCUCUCAGUCAAUACUCGUUUAAAAAAUGAGUUAAAUGAUAAACAAUAUCUGUAUCAAUACGCAAGUAAUCCAUUAUAUUCUGUGAUAUAUACGAAUAAUAUGAUAUAAUAUUGAAUUAUCACCAUUUUUAAUUUGCAAUGUGUUAAUGAACUGUGUUGCUAGUGUCAAUUGUUCAUUUUUAUUUCAUUUCAUUUUUUUGUUCAUUUUUUUAAUAUAUUAUGUUUAAAGUGCAAUGCGUUUAGAUAAGUUAUGUUCUAGUAUAUGAAUUACUGACUACUAAUAGAACAUUGUGCUGGAUGACUGGUUGCUACAGACUAAAAAGUGGUUACAAUUUUCCGUUUUACAAAUUAUAGACAAAUCUAAUAUUCAAGUACGAUUCGGAACACCUCGCCGACUACAAAUAAUCAUCUCGGAAACAAUACGGAAGCACGUGUUUUUGGAUGAUAAUGAGUCAACAAAUCCCAACAUUGACCGUUAUAACGUGUACAUUUGUAUAUACAUUUAACUGGGGAUGUCUAUAUUCAUAAUUAGGAUCACUUUUUCUGUUAAUGUGCUUGAUUGUAUAUACAUAAUACUUGUACUUGAAUUUGUUUAACUCCUUAAAUAUUUGAGGCAAUAAAAGUACAUGUUUCUACAUAUGUAGUUUACACUUUGCUUUAUAAAGUUGACAUGGAUGUAGAUAAGACUGUAUUUCCCAAAAAUAAAGUGUAUACAA